UGUGGUUGUUAUUUGUUUACUAACCAGCAAGGAGAAAUUAUUUAUAUUGGUAAAGCCCGUAAUCUGAAAAAUCGGAUUAGUAGUUAUUGGCAAAAGACCCCGGUUAGUGAUUAUUUCCAGCAACAAAUUCAAGACUUUAACAUUAUUUUAACCCAGAAUGUUAAGGAAGCAUUAAUUUUGGAACAAAAUCUUAUUAAAAAGCACCAGCCGCGUUUUAAUGUUUUGCUAAAAGAUAGCAAUUAUUAUCCUUACCUCGAAAUUACGACCGAGAAAAAUCCGCGUUAUAAGGUAGUGCGGAAAAUGGACCCUCAAAAAAAAAGUUCGUAUUUUGGUCCUUUUCCAGACGGCAGCAAGGCCCGUGAGAUACUACAAUUAUUAGAAAGGUUGUUUCCUUUGGCUAAAUGUAAAGGUAAUCUCGGAAAACCUUGCUUUUAUUACACUAUCGGCCAAUGUUCCGGGCAUUGUUGGCAAGUGGUUGAUAAAUCCUACUACGAAAAAACUCGGAAACAAAUUGGCCAAUUUUUUCAAGGCCAGACCCAGGAAAUUAAAAAAAAAAUCCUGGAUUCGUUACGAAAAAAUAUUAAAGAUUUAGCCUUUGAAAUCGCUCAAAAAGAGAAAAAAAUCCUCGAUAAUAUUGAUUUUUUUACUAGCAAGCAAAACGUUGAAUUCCAACAAAGCUCCGACUACGAUUUUCUGGGUAUUCAUUACUCAGAAUUGCCGGCUAGCACGGCGGGCGGCUCCGAAAACAUUAUUACGCUUUUUUUGCUUAUUUAUCGUUAUGGUAAGUUGACGAACACAGCCGAGGCAUCUUUUCCGGUCUGGGCUGACCCGGACGAGGUAAUUCAAUCUUACCUUUAUCAAUUUUACCAAAAAAACCUUCCUCCGCAGAUUUUAUAUUUGCCGAAAACAAUUAACGGCCAGGAUUUAUUGGCCGAAGAAUUGAGUUUUCGGCUGGAAAUUGCUCGGUGGGGGAAGAAAAAAGCGAUUUUGAAACUAGCUCAACAAAAUGCUUAUCAGGCUUGA
Molecule: messenger RNA, 1023 nt
Organism: Racocetra persica
Lineage: Eukaryota; Fungi; Glomeromycota; Glomeromycetes; Diversisporales; Gigasporaceae
Source: the annotation of a GenBank genome assembly